AUGUCUGACGCUAAGCAACCCAUCUGGCUCCGUUGCGAGAAGAAGCCCUUCGAGCACCGCUCCGCCCUCACCCCCACCACCGCCAAGACCCUUCUCGACAACGGCUUCGACGUCUACGUUGAGCGCGACCCCCAGCGUAUCUUCGACGACGAGGAGUUCGAGAAGGUUGGCUGCAAGAUCGUUGAGCACAACUCGUGGCCCCAGGCCCCGGUUGAGAUCCCCAUCAUCGGCCUGAAGGAGCUCCCCGAGUCGACCGAACCCCUUCCUCACACCCACAUCCAGUUCGCCCACUGCUACAAGCAGCAGGGAGGCUGGAACGACGUUCUCCGUCGCUUCGCCCAGGGCAAGGGCACUCUCUACGACCUCGAGUUCCUCGAGGACCCCGAGACCAAGCGCCGUGUCGCUGCCUUCGGUUUCCACGCUGGCUUUGCUGGUGCUGCCGCCGGAUGCCUCGCCUACGCCGCCCAGGAGGAGGACGGAGGCAAGGGUGUCCUCAAGGGCCUCAAGCCCUACCCCAACGAGACUGCCAUGGUCAACCAGUGCCGUGAGGCAAUUGAGAACACCAAGGGCGGUCUCGAGAACGUCAAGGUUCUCGUGAUCGGCGCUCUCGGCCGUUGCGGUUCGGGAGCCGUUGACCUCUUCCGCAAGGUCGGAAUCAAGGAGGAGAACAUUGUCAAGUGGGACAUGGCCGAGACCGCGAAGGGCGGACCUUUCCAGGAGAUCCUCGACGUUGACAUCUUCGUCAACUGCAUCUACCUCUCGCAGCCCAUCCCCAAGUUCAUCACCUCCGAGUUCAUGGCUGAGGCCGGUGAGGGCCGCCGCCUCUCUGUCAUUGUUGACGUUUCUUGCGACACCACCAACCCCCACAACCCCAUCCCCGUCUACUCGAUUAACACCACCUUCCCCGAGCCCACGGUCGAGGUCGACACCAAGGGUGUUGGCAAGCGCUGCACCGUCAUCUCGAUCGACCACCUUCCGACGCUCCUUCCCCGCGAGUCCUCGGAGCAGUUCUCUACUGACCUCCUCCCCUCGCUCCUCCAGUUCCCCCAGCGUGCCACCGCGCCCGUCUGGACCAACGCCGAGAAGCUCUUCAAGACCAAGCUUGAGGAGGCUCGCCAGGAGGACGAGCGCCUCGGCGUCAAGGCUUAA
Molecule: messenger RNA, 1149 nt
Organism: Trichosporon asahii var. asahii CBS 2479
Lineage: Eukaryota; Fungi; Basidiomycota; Tremellomycetes; Trichosporonales; Trichosporonaceae
Product: saccharopine dehydrogenase (NAD+, L-lysine-forming)
Exons: 4
Coding region: 1-1149 (382 amino acids)
Cellular component (GO): cytoplasm
Molecular function (GO): saccharopine dehydrogenase (NAD+, L-lysine-forming) activity
Source: RefSeq, a predicted model, not a curated record